Contarinia nasturtii (swede midge) is the source of this 2893-nucleotide messenger RNA. Its product is annotated as aminopeptidase N-like. NCBI's taxonomy places the organism in Eukaryota, Metazoa, Arthropoda, Insecta, Diptera, Cecidomyiidae. Bases 1 to 2739 code for a protein of 912 amino acids. Gene Ontology annotation, molecular function: peptide binding; zinc ion binding; metalloaminopeptidase activity. Gene Ontology annotation, cellular component: cytoplasm. Gene Ontology annotation, biological process: peptide catabolic process; proteolysis. The transcript has 8 exons. The record is from RefSeq and is a predicted model, not a curated record.
AUGGCGCGACUGUUAUUCAUUGUUACAUGUUCACUUUUGUGCAACAUACUGAAUAUUUCGGCAGUUCAACCGUUUGAUGUAACAAAUAUUGGUGAACUUAAUUCGGACAAUGUGAAUUAUCGAUUGCCAAAUAAUACAAUACCAGAAGUGUAUAAAGUAUACAUUUCCACUGAUGUGGCCAAUAAAAAUUUUGGUUUUUCGGGUAUGGUUAAUAUCUCAGUGAAGACGCUUAAUGCGACCAACACAAUUAUUGUGCAUCAACGACAGCUGAACAUAGUUUCGGCCGAAUUAAUGGCCGAAGGUGGUCAAUAUAUAUCAAUUGUUCCCCCACACUACGAUCCAGUUACAGAGUUUCUAACCAUCAAAACGGUCAACUAUACACUUUUUGAAGGUAUGAGAGUAUUUCUUUCCAUAAAAUAUAAUGGAACUCUGCAACAAUCACCUUCUGGAUUUUAUCGUACAUCAUAUUAUGAUUCAAAUGGCAAAGAAAGAUGGCUGGCUACAACACAUUUUGAACCAACGUAUGCUCGACAUGCAUUCCCGUGUAUGGACGAACCCGCUAUGAAAGCUACUUUUGAGAUUUCAAUUGAACAUAACUCUGCAUAUACGGCCAUUUCGAAUAUGCCACAGGCCAAUCAAGUCAUAAUGGGAUCGCGUACAAUUUCUCACUUUUGCAAAACACCAUUGAUGUCUACUUAUUUAAUAGCAUUUGUCGUUUCGAAUUUCGCAUUUAAAGAACAAUUGGAUCAUAAUGGCUUAAAACAUCGUGUAUUCGUAAAACCAAUUGAAAUUGAAAACGCAUAUUUUUCCGUUAAUGAAAGCGCAAAAAUACUGAACGCAUUUAGUGAUUACUUGCAAGUUAACUAUUCUUUACCGAAAAUGGAUCAAAUCGCAAUACCACAACUUUAUUUUGGAGCUAUGGAGAACUGGGGAUUAGUCACAUACCUGGAAAAAUAUAUAUUAUAUAAUGAAUAUAAUUAUUCGUAUAACAGAAAAUUCAACGUUGUCAAUUUGAUAGCACAUGAAUAUUCUCAUCAAUGGUUCGGUAACCUAGUUUCACCAAAUUUUUGGAAUUUUAUAUGGUUAAACGAAGGUUUCGCUACUCUUUUCGAAAACAUUGGCACUGAUUUGGUUCAUCCGGAAUUUCAUAGUUUUGACAGUUUUGUGACUUUCGAUUUGCAAAGUGUUUUUAAAGUUGAUGACAAAAUUGAUGGAACACAUCCAAUGACAUACUAUGUUGAAGAUCCAAAAGCAGUUGCAGAGCUAUUUGAUCGCAUUACAUACCAAAAAUCUGGAUCGGUUCUUCGGAUGUUUAUGCAUGCUUUAGGUGAACAGAGUUUCAAAAAGGGACUUAACUACUACCUAAAUAAGAAAUCUUUCCAAACAGCCAUUGAUAAAGAUCUAUUCGAGAGUUUGGAUCGUGCUGCUAAAGAGGACAAUACCUUGGACAAACAUUUAAAUGUAACAGAUAUUUUUGGUUCGUGGUCCAAUCAAGCUGGAUUUCCAUUGCUCAUUGUCAAACGAAACUAUGAAAGUGACUCUAUAGAAAUUUCACAAGAAAGAUAUUUGGAAAAAUAUCCAUGUCCAGAAGCAAAUUUUACUACUUGGUAUAUUCCAUAUAAUUUUGAUACAUCCAAUAAUGUCAACGUCAAUGACACAUCUGUAGAUGGUUGGUUACCGAAAGGCGUUAAAUCGAUGGUUAUUAAUCCAAACAAAAAACAUAAUUGGACCAAUGGAGAUUGGGUGUUGUUCAAUAAGCAACAAACUGGAUUUUAUCGUGUUUUGUACGAUGAAAGAAACUAUAAAUUGAUAAUGAAUGAAUUGAAAUCCGGCGAUAUCAAUAAAAUCCAUCCAAUUAGCCGAGCACAAUUACUUGAUGAUUUAAGUGAUUUUGUUUUUACCAAACGAUUACCGGUAACCAUGUACUUUGAUCUAAUUCAAUACUUGAAACAUGAAACUGAAUUUGCUCCAUGGUCGUCGGCAAUGCGAUCUCUGUUCAAAAUAAAGCAUAUAUUGGUUGAAGGAAGUAAAGCAUACGAAAAGUUUAGAACAUUUGUUGCUGAUGUUGUUGAACCAUUCUAUGAACACCAUGCAUUAGUCGAUGCCAAUGAAAAUGAACCAUUUGACAAAAAUCUAAUACGAGAAAUUGCAGUUAAAUUAGCUUGUGAAUUUAAGAUUGAAUCAUGUUUACGCGAUUCGAAGCAACUGCUCGAGACGGCCAUUGACAGUGGAUAUUUUGCAUCGAAAAAUACUCGUGGUCUCAUUUAUUUAUACGGUAUUCGUGAUGCAAACGCUAGUUUUAUUGAUUUGAUUCGGAAACGGUUAAAUUCAACAAAUGACGAAGAACACGAAGAAAUUUGGCAAAGUCUUAAAAAUCUCAACAGUAAAGCUAUAAAUUUCUUGUCAUUACUUAACGGGCUUUCAACAAGAAGCCAAUAUAAAGAUUUGCAAGCAUUUAAAUUGUUCAAAGACGAUUUUAGCAAGGGAUGCGUAUUGGAAAAACAUCAUGAUUUGUACAAGACGCUUCUCACAUUGUCUAGGAAUGUUUACAACAACUAUACCAAAAAGCAGUUCCUUUCCAUUCUAACAACGAUGAAAAAUGGAAAGUGUUUAAAUGAAGAGCAGAGCAAACGUAUCAUUGACGAAACGAACAGAGCAUUGGAAACAUCGAAAUCCAUUCGAAAACUUAUUAUGGCAAAUGUCACUGCAAUAUUUGAGGCUAAACAUCGCAACUUUUGACCAUUUAACGUAUCAAAUAUUGGCUUAAUUCAAUGCAAAGCUGCAAAAUUCAUAGGUACACAAAAUAUAUGGAAUUCAAAAACCCCUAUAAAUGCCACACAAUUAAACAUCCUAUGUGCGAAAAUUCAAACUUCAAAAAAAGGGGAAACAAAAU